GACGUUGCCAGCUACAACUUUGCACAGCAGUACUACUAUUACUUGACCGCCUUGCCUACUGGCGCCUUCGUUGACCAACGAGUCUUCUUUCCUCUUCCAUCACCGCUUCCUCCACGACAGCUUUUGACAAGCUUGCGACAAAAUGAGUGACUAUGCCGCAAAGGCCGAUGACUAUAGGAAGCAGGCAGAGAAGAAGCUCAAGUCGCUGCUUGGGGGUUUCUUCGGCAACAAGCACGAGGAGGCCGCUGAGCUGCUGGAGAAGGCCGCAAACAACUACAAGCUAGCUAAGAUGUGGCCGGAGUGCUCGGACAUGUAUGAGAAGCUGGCGCAGUGCUAUGUGAAGAUGGACAGCAAGCAUGAGGCCGCUGGGGCGCUGGUGGAGGCAGCUAAGGCAACGGGCAAGAAUGACAGCGUCCGCGCCCAAAACCUGCUCAAGCAGGCCGUGUCCAUCUACACGGAUAUGGGCCGGCUCAACAUGGCCGCUCGUCAGCUGAAGGAGAUCGCCGAGCAGAACGAGAAGGCGGGGCAGAAGGAGGAGGCCAUUCAGUUCUAUGCGGAGGCGGCGGACCUGUUUGAGACAGAGGGGUCAAACUCGGAGGCCACCAAGUGCAAGCUCAAGAUAGCGGAGUUCAGCGCGGAGAUGGGGCGCUACUCCAAGGCCGUGGAGCUGUUCGAGGACGCGGCCCGCCGCGCCGUGGAGAACAACCUGCUCAAGUACAGCGCUCGUGGCUACCUGCUGCAGGCGGGUAUUUGCUGCCUGGUGUACAUGCGCCCAGACGACGUUGCGACCAAGCUGGACAAGUACCGCAGCAUCGACCUGCAGUUUGACGGCUCGCGCGAGUGCACGCUGCUGGAGGGGCUGGUGGAGGCGCGGCGGGAGCAGGACGAGAGCCGCUUCGCCACCGUGCUGGCCGAGUUCGAUGCCAUUACGCGGCUGGACGCGUGGAAGGUCAAGAUCCUGCGCGAGGCGAAGAAGAAGAUCGAGGAGGACGCGCUGGGCGUGGGGUCGGGCGGCGGCGGCGGUGGCGACGACGAGGAGGAGGACCUGUUGUAAGGAGUGCGCUGGGCGCGAGCAGCAGCCGGCGGAGCGGGGGCGGAGGUGGAGCUGGCAGAAGCGGCAGCUAACGCGCGGGGGAGGGGGAUUCGUUCCCACGUAUGAGUGAACCGGGGCUAGGGGACGGGCGAAGCGGGAGAGAGCUGUGGUUGCGCGGGAGGUGUGGCGGUGGAGCUGCUGGUGGUUAACAUGGUGCACAGCAGACGGAGUUCACAUUGUGCCGGCGCUGGCCAGAGGGUAUUGGCGUGGGGUAUUGGGUUGUAGGUAGCAAGGGCGGGCGGCACGGGCGGGCGGUUGACUUACGCAAACGUCACAUACCGUAGGUUAGGCGUCGCGUGGGGCUAAGCAGCCAUGCAUCAAUUGUGUGGCCUCCUGGUGUCUGUGGAGGAGUCAAUCCUUACUAGUGGAGUCCUGACUAUCAUAAUGUGCCGGCGGAAGAGUCUUGACCUGACGCAGCUUGACACAUGGGAGGUUGGGUGACUUGACCGUUUGUGGUUGGGCCGCAUGGACCGAACUGGCGUAUAGAUUUCGACCGCUGAUUGUGCGGAGCUAGGGGUUGAUGAUUCAGGAACAUUUUGAGGCAAUCAAGCGGGACACGAGAGAAGAUUCUGAGUGCGACAACGGGGUCAGGGGAUUCCGACAGUGGCUUAAAAUGCGCGCAGUGCUGGUGCUGUGUAACAUAAAGACUAC
Molecule: messenger RNA, 1744 nt
Organism: Chlamydomonas reinhardtii
Lineage: Eukaryota; Viridiplantae; Chlorophyta; Chlorophyceae; Chlamydomonadales; Chlamydomonadaceae
Exons: 2
Coding region: 143-1054 (303 amino acids)
Biological process (GO): intracellular protein transport; SNARE complex disassembly
Cellular component (GO): SNARE complex; vacuolar membrane
Molecular function (GO): soluble NSF attachment protein activity; syntaxin binding
Source: RefSeq, a predicted model, not a curated record